Messenger RNA from Mandrillus leucophaeus (drill), 439 nucleotides. It is a transcript of the gene TOMM20L, whose product is annotated as translocase of outer mitochondrial membrane 20 homolog (yeast)-like. NCBI's taxonomy places the organism in Eukaryota, Metazoa, Chordata, Mammalia, Primates, Cercopithecidae. Gene Ontology annotation, cellular component: mitochondrial outer membrane translocase complex; mitochondrial outer membrane. The coding region runs from base 1 to 408 and encodes 135 amino acids. The transcript is spliced from 4 exons. The record is from RefSeq and is a predicted model, not a curated record. Gene Ontology annotation, biological process: protein targeting; protein import into mitochondrial matrix; tRNA import into mitochondrion. Gene Ontology annotation, molecular function: transmembrane protein transporter activity.
AUGGGGGAGGAGAGAUUGGUAGAAAUGGUCCAGGUAAUGAGCCAAGGCAAGAGUAGACCUGAUGCAGGAUCCCAGUCAAGUAGGACUCAAAGUGGUAGGGGAACAGGAGCAAAGGGACAGGUGGUCAAGUUGUGGGAUCCAGCGAAGAAUAAAAAAUUGCAAGAACUUUUCUUGCAAGAGGUACGGAUGGGAGAACUUUGGUUAUCUAGAGGAGAGCAUAGAAUGGGGGUUCAACACCUCAGCAAUGCCCUUUUAGUGUGUGGGCAACCACAGGAACUUCUGAAGGUUUUCAAACACACACUCCCUCCCAAGGUAUUUGAGAUGCUGUUGCACAAAAUUCCCCUUAUUUGCCAGCAAUUUGAGGCAGACAUGAAUGAACAGGAAUGCUUGGAGGAUGAUCCUGAUUGAAAAACAUUUCAACGUAUCCACAGCCCAGUGA